Molecule: messenger RNA, 5446 nt
Organism: Nothobranchius furzeri (turquoise killifish)
Lineage: Eukaryota; Metazoa; Chordata; Actinopteri; Cyprinodontiformes; Nothobranchiidae
Source: RefSeq, a predicted model, not a curated record
CUGGACCUCCCUGCUUAGGUUGUUGCCCCCGUGACCCGAUUCCAGAUAAGUGGCUGAAAACGGAUGGAUGGAUGGAAAAAGAAGAGUUAUAAUAAUAGUUGCAGCACUUUCACACACAACUGGAGGGUUGUAUUAUGUGCUGAAAAGUAGCUAACAGUGUUAUAGUCCAGUCAAUCAUCAAUGAAAACAUUUUUGUUCCUGCUGUCAGUCUGCAUGCCGAUGAUUGUUGGGCUAUAACUUUUUUAUGCAUUUGUUUUUAUAGUUUUACUUUCUCUCCUUUUCAUGUCUUGACAGAAACAUUGCAAGGAGGUACGGGUAGCAGGCUAGCUCCAUCUCGAAAAUUUUAGGAAAACAAAGAUAGUCAAUCAAAUAACUUUGAUUGAAAAAAAAAACACCUGGAGUAUUUAUCAGUCCUCUGCAAGAACAGCCUCCACCAAACAGUGCACAACUUCCUGUUGGCAAGGUUGACAAAAACAAAAUUUCCAUUUUAAAUGAUCGCACCUCCAUAAAAAGGUGUCCGAAUUCUCUCUUCUCUGUGACACUGAUCAGGCAUAACUCAGGACUCUAGAUCACGUGAAUUCGCUCCUAUCAGGCAGGUGACAGGUGCCUGGGGGCGGGGCCUGCAGAAGCUCGCUGUGUCUGUUUGGAGCUGAUAGAGCACGGGCUGCGCAGCGCUUCACAGAUCACAGAGUAAGAAUUCACCAGAGGAGCAGGAGACUGGUAUCAGAGGAACAACCCUGGCCGAAACUUCAGGCUCUUCUGUGAUCCAGAACUUUUUUCACUUAGUUCCAGUAAAACAGGCGGAUACACACACAACAAUUUAAUCUGACAUCCCAAUCCUCCAACCAUCACCAAGGAGACGAUUCAGGAGGCCAUGAUGGCCUCAACUCCAGACGACACUACAAAUAAAAGACCUGAAGAAGAAGAUGAUGAAAAUGAGGAGGACUACAAGCCUAGUGCUUCUCCUCCGCUUCCUCCUGUUACCAUGAUAACACCAAAGGUUGAUCCUGCCAGCCAAUCAGAUGCUGCAGAGAAAACUCCUGCAGCUCCGGACAUCAGCUGGGACUCCAGUGAUGACACAGGCCUCACCCUGUCUGACUCUGUCAGCGAGGAGCUACCUUGGCAGAGAAAGAAAGAGGAGGAGCGGGAUGAAGAGGAAAUUAAGGCGGUGGCUUCUUCUCCUGAUGGUCGAUUCCUGAAGUUCAACAUCGAGAUAGGACGUGGUUCCUUCAAGACGGUUUACAGAGGCCUCGACACUGAGACCACCGUGGAGGUUGCCUGGUGUGAGCUGCAGACUCUCCGUCUGAGCCGAUCUGAGCGCCAGCGUUUCAGCGAGGAAGUGGAGAUGCUCAAAGGUCUGCAGCAUCCCAAUAUUGUGAGGUUCUUUGAUUCCUGGAAGUCAGGGCCGAGGGGCCAGAAAUGCACUGUCAUGGUGACGGAGCUCAUGACGUCUGGAACCCUUAAAACGUAUGUGCGAAGGUUUCGCCCCAUGAAGCUGAAACUGCUGCAGCGCUGGAGCAUCCAGAUACUGAAGGGGCUUCACUUCCUUCACUCACGCUCACCUCCCAUUCUGCACCGAGACCUGAAAUGUGACAACAUCUUCAUCAACGGGCCCACUGCCUCGGUCAAGAUUGGAGACCUGGGCCUAGCCACGCUUAAGAAGGCCUCGUUCGCCAAGAGUGUAAUUGGCACUCCUGAGUUCAUGGCUCCAGAGAUGUAUGAAGAGAAGUAUGACGAGGCCGUGGAUGUUUAUGCCUUUGGAAUGUGCAUGUUAGAGAUGGCCACGUCCGAGUAUCCGUACUCAGAGUGUCAAAACGCAGCCCAGAUCUACCGCAAGGUCACCAAUUUUGUCCUGCAGGGAACCAAACCAGACUGCUUUUAUAAGGUACAAGUACCAGAACUGAAGGAGCUCAUAGAGGGCUGCAUCCAGACCAGGAGCAGUGAGAGGUUCACAGUCCCAGAACUGCUGGAGCACAGAUUCUUUCAGGAGAAGACAGGUGUCCAUGUAGAGCUAGCUGAGGAAGAUGAUGGUUCGAAAGAAGCACUGAAGCUUUGGCUACGGAUGGAUGACAACAAGAAGCUUCUGGGAAAAUACAAAGACCACGAUGCAAUAGAGUUCCUGUUUGAGCUAUAUAAAGACGUCCCCGAGGAGGUUGCCCAGGAGAUGGUGAUCUUGGGCUUUGUAUCCAAGUCAGACUAUAAGGUAAUAGCAAAAGCAAUCAGACACAGAGUGACGGAGCUAAAGCGUCAGCGAGACAAAAAGCGCCGCCUCCAAGAAGAAGCUCUCAACAACCAGAAGGAAGCUCUCAAUGAAGAAGAUCCUGAUCCUGCCGGCCGGCAACCUGGGCUGGCCAAUCAGAAACUAGAAUCUGCCUUCAAUGCAUCUGCUACAGGAAGACCAGCCAGUCAGAAGGAUCUUUUCCUUGGAAUGUCGACUCCACCCACCACACCUUUGAAAGCUACCGUGUCCACAACUCACGUAAUGACAGCCCCGCCUACAAAACUAAGGACAAUGGCUCCGCCCACAACUUUGUGGACAGCAGGGACAUCAGUGGUGUCUUCAAGCAGUAGCCCAAUGGGUUCUGGCAAUUCCAGCAGAGCAGAAGAAGACAGAGAUGUGGACGAAGACAAAAAGACCACACAGAUGUCCCCAUCUUCUACUGCCUCAAACUGUGAGACCACUGUGCUCUCCAGUAUCGCAGAAAAGGCAGAAAUAUCUCCUGUUGACCCGAACCCCACCCUUUCCAAAACAGUACCUUUGCCCAUUCUGCGUUUCCCAAAGAGCAUUGCUGUUUCCCAGAAUGCUGAGAGACCUCCACCAAGAUCAGCCUGUGGCUUUUCUUCACCUGUUGACAGCUACUCCUCUGACAUAACCUCGGGUUUGAGUGACGCCAAUGAUGGCCAAUCAGAUAGAGGCAACCAGGAAGCUGCUACUAGAGAAGCUACAAAACAGUUCAGGAGAAGAGCCCGAGCUCGUUUGAGAAUCAUUGGGGUUUCUGAUAAGGUGGAUCGGGUGGUUGAGUGUCAGCUGCAGACCCACAACAAUAAGAUGGUGACAUUUAAGUUUGACCUAGAUGGAGAUAAUCCAGAGGACAUUUCAUCUGUGAUGCUCCACAGAGACUUCAUCCUGCCAUCAGAGCGGGAGGGGUUCAUCCUUCGCAUGUAUGAAAUCAUAAAGAGGGCGGAGCUAAUGAUGGACCAACAGCAUCCUGCUGACUCAAACACGAUAUCUCACUUGACGGCCUCCAUUCUACCUGAAUCCCAGUUGAACCUAGUGACAGGGGGGUUGUCCAGAACCAUGUCCUCAUCCUCUUUACCAGACAUUGAUGACAGUGACCCCACCCAGUUGAAAGCUGUGGAUUUCUGCAUUGACACUGAGUCCACGCCCCUUGUCAGACCACUGAGGUCACAGUCUUUUCAGACCCCUUCAGCUUCCUCAUAUCAGCUUCCACCUCCCCCUCCCCAUUACUCCCAUCCAGAUUUCAACACUCCUUUCCUCUCUCAUCUUCCUCCUGUUCCUCAGUAUCAUUUCCCAACCCAGCCAUACUCUACCUACACCGCCCCCUUUUCCACCUCUAGCCCCGUCCCUCCUCUUACCCGUGUCCACAGCAACCCUUCCCUUCUCACCCCUACAUCCUCUCCCUCUGCUCCUCUCCUUACUCAGUGGCCUUCUCCUGACCAGCCUUUAUUUUCUUUGAACAAUGUCCUCUCUGUUGCCAUGAGUGUGGCUCAGUCACUCAUGCCCCCACCAGGGGCUCCCAACCAGGGAUUUCAUCCCCAAACUCAGCCCCUGUCUCCCCCAUUCCUAACCCCCCAAGCUACCCUAUCACCUCCUGGAUCUCCUUCUCUGGGCUCCAGUCUCCACCAUCAAAGCCACAUCCCCAUCUCAACCCAACCAACCUACACACCCUCAACAGCACAUGCAGGCUGCACUCAGGAAAAUCAGCAGGGAGCACCAAUCAGCCAGACUUCAGACUCAUCUCAGCCCAUCAGUCCCAUCCUAAAGGCUGGCUUACCCCUGCCAUCUACUGAUUCGGAGAGAGUUUCUCCUUCGAUUUUGACCAGAACUCCCAGUCACAAAGGAGAGCUGUCUGAUUCAUCCACCUGCUCCUCCACCUCCACCUCCUCGUCUACUUCCACUCUCCCUUCAGCAACUCCUCACAAACUGGUUUCCCCUCCGAUGUCUCCAUCAGGCAGAUUGUCUCCUACCCUUCAAGUGAAGAACCAAGUCUUCAGUGUUGGUCGCUUUGAAGUAUCACCCUCUAAAGACAUUCCCAAUCAAAUGAAUCAGGAGCCCCACCCCUUUGACCAGGCCACACCCACCACACAAUCGCCUCCUUCUUCCAGGAGAAACCAAUCAAUAAGCAGCACAGGAAGCAGUACAGGGGAGAGUGAUUCAGACAGCCACCAACCAGUUAUCGUCGCACCACCUGGUAACCAUGGUAACCCCUCAUGUCAGGAGGAGAAGAAGAUGGGAAAUCACAAAAUAAGUGUCAGUUUGUCGGAGGAGUCAGCCUGCACCUUUGGUCUGACUGGUGGCAGCUUCAGCCAAUCACGGAGCCGCUCUCUAACCUACAGUUCUGACGAAUCAGAGGAGGACGAGAUGUGGGAGGAGUUACUGGAGCUUCGACAGAGACACCUGGUGCAGGUGCAGAAGCUGCAGGUGAGUCAAAAGCGAGAAAUGGAGGAGCUGUAUCGGAAGAAAGGUAAAGUUCCACCCCCUGGUGUCAUGUCUCCAGCGACCAUAUUGAACCACCGCCAUCGCCGUUUGUCAAAGACUGGAAGCUACACCCCUAAAACCAGCUCGCAGAUAUCGGACCCAUCGCGCCCUACAAGCAUCAUGAGGAAGAGUUCAGUGAGCGGCAGCAGCAGUGGAUCUCAGGACAGAGUGAUGAAAGCUGUGACCUUUGCCCCUGGACACAGCUGCAUGUGAGGUGCUAAAUUUUGACCUUCUGCACAUGAUGCCUGAAGAAGAGUACAUUUCCUGUUUGAGACUGAAAUCAAUUUUGAUGCCUCUUCUCCCUGAGAAAAAGAUCGUCUCUGAUGAGCGUCAGUUGAAACACCUUGAGGAGGAAACGGUCGUAGGACUUACAGACUCUGUAACAUGUGAAUAAACUAAUUCUUACAUUCAGCAUCUUGAAGAGAAUUUCUCAGUAAAUUUCAGAGGGAUGAUUUAUGUUAUGAAUGCUGACUGAGAGAUGCCACUUUAAUGAUGAUGAACUCAUAAAGUUUUACUUUUUAAACCUGUUUGAUGAUGAGAUGUAUUUAUUACAAGUUUUGUCAGAACCAAACUGCUGAAGUUCUGUUUAUUUAUUCUGCUGGAGUCAGAUAAAGCCAACCAACUGAUUGGUUAUUUAGCAAUGUUUAAUUUAGUGAUGUUUGAUUUCUGUUUUGAGAGAUGAGAGUCUGUGCAAAACAAUAAAAUAAAUCAUGUUUAGUUUUAAAA